CACGACACGGAGGAUGCCAUUGAACAACUGGCUUAUCUAACGUUGGAUGCUACUCGAGCUGUCUUCGCCAUCGUUCUUCUGUUCUCCACCUUACUAAAAUUGUUGUUUAUUGGCCUCUUAUUUAAGACUCAGAGUUACAUAUCAAAAUAUCUUCAGGAUAUGGAUUUCGACAACAUAUACAUUGGAGAUGUUUAUGAAAGGAUAGACGAAAGACGGAAAAAUGAGUCACGAAUGUACCUACUGCCACUGAAGUCUCAUGAAAGGAAAACCGUCUUUUGGCACAAAAUAGGCUAUACAGGUGCAGAGUGGGUGCGGGCAAUAAAGGCCGUGAUCAAGUCGACCAUUCUUGGAAUCGGUUUGACAAUGCUUUUUGCUGCGGACAACUACUUGCACAGUCUCAUGUACGUCCUUGAUGUAGUUACGCAAGGUGAUCUAAAGUUGGGCGGCAGCAGUGGGCAGUCCAACACGGCAGCUGCUGCAACACUACUCGCUGGUGAUGGUUUUGCUGCAGAGCUGAUAAAAGGCAUUUUAGACGGUUUCCUUAAUCUAAUGAACAUCGACCUUACAUAUAAAUUGAGUGGCUGCGCACCUAAAGUCAUACUUUCUUCUCAUGAUUUGAGAUUUCGGUUUGGCAUUUUAUGGGCAACAUUACUGCUGCUCGGUAUAUUUUCAGGAUACUUGCUUCGUUUACGUCAUAUUGUUGUGGGUUUCUUCUACCCCAUGGCACAUCAAAGGAGGCAGGUGCAUUUGUAUAAUACAAUGCUGGCUAAUCGGAUGAGGGAUCUUAAUACGAACAGAAACUUACUUGUUCAACGUGUCAAAGAAAAUCGCCUGCAGCACGAAGUGCGUCUGCUUUCCAAGCCAUCCAUGAUUGCUGAGGUAGCGCCCAAACUAGCAAAAGUGUUGAGAUUAACCAAGGGAACUUGUGUCAUCUGUCGUGAUACCAGGGAGCCAGGAUCGGAGAUGUACAUCUGCCCUGUGGACGGCUGCGCCACUUGUCAUCAAUGUCAGCGUAUCAUUUCAAAUGAUCCUGAGUUUUGUGUUGCCUGCGUGGAUCGCAAUGAGGCUAGCAUCACGGACGCCUUAGGCAAAUUGGAGCAAAUAUACAAAAACAGAUCUCCAAACUUGACCUAA
Hydatigera taeniaeformis is the source of this 1134-nucleotide messenger RNA. Lineage: Eukaryota; Metazoa; Platyhelminthes; Cestoda; Cyclophyllidea; Taeniidae. The record is from the annotation of a GenBank genome assembly.